This is a messenger RNA of Vicugna pacos (alpaca), 2802 nucleotides long. Lineage: Eukaryota; Metazoa; Chordata; Mammalia; Artiodactyla; Camelidae. The record is from RefSeq and is a predicted model, not a curated record.
AUGCCCCCUCCUUACAUUGGGUUGAAGGUAGAGGAGAUGAGGCCUGUAGGGGACCAGCUCAGCCUAGAAGGGAUUCCCCACUGGCCCCUUGCGGAGACCGAUCGCUCAGCGGCUGCCAAACUUCGCGUCUCUCUCUUGAAUGCCAACGAGUGUUUGAUAAGGAGUCUCACUGGGACCCCUCCCAACUCCCCAGGUGAAUCAAGGAACCCUUGGGUCACAGCUCCAGUGGCCCCUGGAGAGGUAGUAGAGACUACAGGCGGGGUGUGCAAGUUUCCAGGGCAGCGACUGAGCUGGUGGCAGGCCCAAGAGUCUUGCGAGCAGCGGUUUGGCCACCUAACACAGCAGCACCCAGAUGAGGUCUUCGCGCGACGGCUGCCCGACCCCAUCUGGGUGGGCCAAAGACAAGCCCCUCUGCGAAGACCCCCACAGAGGCCACCGGGCACGGGCCUGUGGCCACCCCCGGGCGGCCUGCUCUUCCGCUGGGACCUGGGCGCCCUGGACGUCACGCCCUCACUGCUCCCGCCGGUGCGGGUGCGGCUCCUCUGUCCGGUGCCCUCAGAGGAGUGCCCUGCGUGGGACCCAGGACCCCGCACGGAGGGCUCUUUGCUCUGCCUGCAGCCACUGCCAUUCCUCUGCUGCUACCGGACAGAGACCUACCAGCGGCUGCAGGAUGCCCAGUCAUGGCCUGGCCAGGAUGUUAUCAGCCACAUCAAUGCCUUAGCCAAGGCCAUUGUGCUCCUCCCUGACCCUCUGUCUGAAGCCCACGGAGACCUGUCCCCGGCCGAGGCCUCCAGCUUCCUGAGUAUUCUGGAGAGAGUCCUGGCAAAGGAGGCAGCUCCACUGGGACCAGCUGCGCUGCUGGCUGUCGUGCAGUUCCUGAAAAGAGUGACAGCCCUCGGGGCGUGGGAGCCAGAGCCCAUGACAGGGCCCUGGGAGCAGCUGGGCCGGGCCGUCCUGUCUGUGGCCAGCCUGGUCCUAGAGGAGCAGCUGGCUGGUGCGUGGCUGUCAGUCAGCGAGGUGGUUGGAGGACCCAUGGCCCUGGUGGCAAGCGUGCAGCGCCUGGCACCCCUGCUGAGCACUGUGCUGACCACUGAGCGGCCGCGAAUGCACGUCCAGCACCGCCACGCUGGCCUCUCUGGAGUCACCGUGAUCCACUGUUGGUUCAGCUCCAGUGUCUUCCAGCACACCCGGGGGGCCCCGGGCCAAGAACCUCAGACUCCUGACAGCUCUGAAGAGGCGAGCAGGAUGCAGAGGUUCCUAAGCACCCAGGUGGGGUCAGCCAUCAUCUCCUCUGAGGUGUGGGAUGAGACGGGGGAGGCCAGCACGGCUGUGACCUUCCACCUCCAACACCAGGUACUCGAGCCCCCCUGUUCCGUACUCACCCCAAGCCCAGACUCAGGGGGCUCCUGGGCCACCACUGGCUGCUCCGUGACUGCCCUGUAUCAGGACUCGACCGCCUGCUUCUGCAACCACAGCACCAACUUUGCCGUCCUGUUGCAGGUGUACGACGUCCAGAGGGGCCCCGAGGAGGAGUCACUGCUGAGGACGCUCUCGUUCGUGGGCUGUGGUGUGUCCUUCUGUGCCCUCGCCACCACCUUCUUGCUCCUCCUGGUGGCCGGGGUCCCCAAGUCAGAGCGAGCCACCAUCCACAAGAACCUUACCUUCUCCCUGGCCUCCGCCGAGGGUGUCCUCAUGGCCAGCGAGUGGGCAAAGGCCAGCGAGGUGGCGUGUGUGGCUGUCACUGCAGUGAUGCACCUGCUCUUCUUGGCCGCCUUCUCCUGGAUGCUAGUGGAGGGGCUGCUGCUGUGGAGCAAGGUGGUGGCGGUGAGCAUGCGCCCGGGCCCCAGGCUGACGCUGUACUACGCCACAGGCUGGGGUGUGCCCGUGGCCAUCGUGGCCAUCACCCUGGCCAUGUGUCCCCAUGACUACGUGGCCGCAGGGCACUGCUGGCUCAAUGUGCGUACAGACACCAUCUGGGCAUUUGUGGGGCCCGUGCUCUUCGUGCUGACUGCCAACACCUGCAUCCUGGUCCGUGUGGUGAUGGUCACUGUGUCCAGCGCCCGCCGUCGGGCCCGCAUGCUGAGCCCACAGCCCUGCCUGCAGCAGCAGAUCAGGAUCCAGAUGUGGGCCACAGUGAAGCCGGUGCUGGUCCUGCUGCCUGUCCUGGGCCUGACCUGGCUGGUCGGCGUGCUGGUGCACCUCAGCCCUGCCUGGGCCUACGCCGCCGUGGGCCUCAAUUCCUUCCAGGGGCCGUACAUCUUCCUGGUCUAUGCCGCCUACAACGGGGAGGUCCGGAGUGCCCUGCAGAGGAUGACUGAGAAGAAGGCAGCAGAGACACUCACGGCUCACUCCAGUCCAGCGGUCCCAGGAUUCCACCCUAGGCGCUCAGGUCCCUGGGAGGUGGCCCAGGACAACCCUGUAGUCUUGGCUCCACCCCGAAGACACCUGGCUCUUAGAGGGACCCAUGGCCCCAGAAUUCCCACAAGCUUCUCCUCCAUCGCAGAACCUGAGAGAACGGCCGUGGAGCUGACAGCAUUCAAGGCUUCAGGUUUCUAGAGGGAGUGCACAGGAACUUUCCUCCAAGCUCUGCCUGGGGACCCCUGAGAGGCCCAGCUGGGGGCCUCUGAUGGACAGACCACAGCAUCUUGACCACCACCCACCGCCAGUGGUCUCAGCCUCUCCCUCCUUCUAGUGGGGCCCCUGGUGCUCCUGCCAGGUGCACAGCUCUGUCCCCAGUUGUCUGUCUGUGACAGUCCUUCCCCUCUGCCCCGCUCCUGCCCUGAAGUUGGCAGCUCUGUGGUG